AUGGAAACGGAACGCAUAGCCCAAGAUGCAGUCCAGAAUUGGCCCUACCAGUACAGUGCGGUACCCCAAAGACCAGACCGACCGCCUCAGCCCCCUAUGACCAGCAACAUAUUAUCCAAACUCAACUACACCACCAAACCCCUAAAGUUCGGCGAGAUCGCCAUCCCCAUCCAUUUCAACACAUCCGACGCGCACAACACGCUCUUCAUGAUCCUGGACCCGGACCAGCCCCCAAGCACACGCGAAUUCGUAGCUCGCAUCGCGGAUCUCAUCCCCAAACUGGGACUAGAAAGGUUUCUGCCGCAUUUUCAAACCGCCGAGGAACAGUUGUGCGAGAUGAUACGCAUGGAGAAUGUACAAUUUGUUUGGUCGUUUGGCGAUGAUCAUGGUCGGUCUAGGCGGGCGGGCGGGCCGAGAGUCGGGACUACGGUGUUGGCGCAGUUGGAUGAUGAGGGGUUGAGGGUUUGUUUACAGGCUUUUAUUGCGAGGGGCGAGAGGGAUCAUGUUUAUGUUGAUGUGGCAUUUAGUAGUGUGGUACUUUAA
Molecule: messenger RNA, 543 nt
Organism: Pseudomassariella vexata
Lineage: Eukaryota; Fungi; Ascomycota; Sordariomycetes; Amphisphaeriales; Pseudomassariaceae
Exons: 1
Coding region: 1-543 (180 amino acids)
Source: RefSeq, a predicted model, not a curated record